GGGAGCACAGCACAGCGAGAAAGGAGGCAGUCUUAGUCAGCUUGUUUACGGGGGAGAAAAGCGCCCAAACCGGAUUGGGAACUAGCGCGCACACGUCGAUCCGUCGAAAGGGCGAAAGUCGCAGGGGAAGAAGAAAGCGCUCGACUUUCUCUUCUCUUCCUCUUCCUCUUCGACAUCUCCGUCUUCACAACAAGACUUCUGUCAACACACGAGACUCUCUCCCUCCUUUCUCCCUUUCUCUAAUUUCCCCCCUCCAGUCGUCAUCACCAUCCUACAGUCACCAUGAGAGGCGAGGUCUGCCAUCUUCACAUCGGCCAGGCUGGCACUCAGCUCGGUAACAGUGCUUGGGAGUUGUAGGUUCACCGCCUUUCGUUACCCCCUCCCGAUUGGGAAAUUGGGCAGAAAAAAAGAAUACGACUCCAGCUCGCCUCGAUAGCGAGAGGAGAGGACGAUGGAGAGACGGUUCUGCAUGCAUGGAAUGAAGGAGACUGACGAGAGACGCGUUCAGGUACCUCCUCGAGCACGGUUUGAAGGCUGAUGGCCGUCUCGACCCCGAGGCCACUGAUAUCGGCGAGCCAGGCUCCUUCGAGACUUUCUUCACCGAGACUAGGGACAACAAAUAUGUCCCUCGCUCCAUCUUCGUCGACCUUGACCCUUCUGUACGUACUGUGGCGGUCAAUACUAUGCCAUUGGACUCUUGACUGACCAGGUAUAACAGCCAAUUGACGAGAUCCGAACUGGUCCUUACCGCCAGCUCUUCCACCCUGAGAUGUUGAUCAGCGGAAAGGAGGAUGCCGCUAACAACUAUGCCCGUGGUCACUACACCAUCGGAAAGGAGCUCGUCGACAAUGUCAUUGACCGCAUUCGUCGUGUUGCUGACAACUGCUCUGCUCUCCAGGGAUUCUUGAUCUUCCACUCCUUCGGUGGCGGUACCGGUUCUGGUUUCGGUGCUCUCCUCCUUGAGCGUCUCUCCACCGACUACGGAAAGAAGUCCAAGCUGGAAUUCGCUGUCUACCCAGCUCCACGUGUCUCUACCGCCGUUGUUGAGCCAUACAACGCCGUUCUCUCCACCCACAGCACCAUUGAGAACUCUGACUGUACCUUCUUGGUCGACAACGAGGCAGUCUACGACAUCUGCCACCGUAACCUUGACAUCCCCCGUCCAGGAUACGAGCAUCUCAACCGUUUGAUCGCUCAGGUUGUCAGCUCCAUCACCUCCUCUCUCCGAUUCGAUGGUGCUCUCAACGUCGAUCUCAACGAGUUCCAGACCAACUUGGUGCCCUACCCACGUAUCCACUACCCAUUGAUCAGCUACGCUCCUGUUGUCUCCAGCAACCGAAGCUCCCACGAGUCCUUCAAGGUCCAUGACCUUACCUUCCAAUGCUUCGAGCCAAACAACCAGAUGGUCGUCUGUGACCCACGCAACGGAAAGUACAUGGCUGUUGCCCUUCUGUACCGUGGUGAUGUCGUUCCACGCGACUGCACUGCUGCCGUUGCCGCUCUCAAGUCCAAGGCCUCCUUCAACCUUGUUGAAUGGUGCCCAACUGGAUUCAAGCUCGGAAUCAACUACCAGAAGCCAAUGCGUGUUCCUGGCGGCGAGCUUGCUCCCGUCGACCGCUCCCUCAGCAUGCUGUCCAACACCACUGCCAUUGCCGAGGCCUGGAACCGUCUCGACCACAAGUUCGACCUCAUGUACUCCAAGCGUGCCUUCGUUCACUGGUACGUUGGUGAGGGUAUGGAGGAAGGUGAAUUCUCUGAGGCCCGUGAGGAUCUCGCUGCUUUGGAGAAGGAUUACGAGGAAGUUGCCAGCGACAGCUUAGAUACUGAGGGUGAUGAGGGUGCCGAGUACUAGAUGCUCCCUCUCAAUCUCUGCUUCGUUUUUGCCCUCUCUUUCUUCCUGGACCCUUUGAAUUUUUUAAAAAACGAAAAUAAUUAGGAGAAUGGAGAAUUGAUAUCCCACCCUACUACUUCUUGCUGUUAUGCUGCGUCAAUGUCCCCAUAUCCUUGAUUUUAAUUUUGUCAAUUAACACUAUACCUUUUGCCCCUUUUUUGCUCAGCACGCAGAUCACACCCAUGCGGACACCUUGACUGUCGCGCAUUCCUUCUUUAGUAUGCAGAGUAUGCCAUUAAGUGUUUUACCAUGACGUACUGAAGGAUCCGUCAACUAAUAAAUAUACUUUACCUAUUCCAUCAGUUAUUUUUCGACCAUCACCUUUAUGUAGUGAAGCCAAGUUAAGUAUUUGGAUAUGUACAAAGGCAGUAAGAUAUUUUUCAGCCUGUAACUAUAUGCAGGAGCCCUGAUAAUUAACCCAUACCUUUAUAGCCCCAAAACGCCAGCAUCUAACCCUCCCUAAGGCAAGACACAAGAAAGUUAUUGAUACAGUAGAACUACUCGGAAUCCAGUUCCUUCAACACCGCCAUCACCCUCUCAUACGUCCACAUAGUCACAGCACUUGCCGGGGCAGCCUUGAUCAAACUCACCGUCAAUCCCCUAUACAACCCCCUAACACCCUGUGUCCUCACGAUAGUCUGGAUAGUGCUUGCCACACCAUGAUACUCGGGUAUAUUCACAUGCACAUACUUCGACCUCGUGGGUCCCUGAACCUGCAACCGCUUCCUAACUAGAUCCAGCGGAAACACGCCCGUCUUCGCCAUAACACUCGCAAUCAUACCGGCUGUAGCAUCUCCUGACCCAAACGGUAAAUCAACACUACUUAUCGGUUUCCUCAGCGCUUCAUAUGCAGCGAAAAACAGUCCCAUGUAUGGAACAACUUGAGCGACCGCCGCACUAACACCACGGAAGAACCCGCCUGCUCCUUCAUAGCGGUAUAUAUCUCGC
Trichophyton rubrum CBS 118892 is the source of this 2839-nucleotide messenger RNA. Its product is annotated as tubulin alpha-2 chain. NCBI's taxonomy places the organism in Eukaryota, Fungi, Ascomycota, Eurotiomycetes, Onygenales, Arthrodermataceae. Gene Ontology annotation, biological process: mitotic cell cycle; microtubule cytoskeleton organization. Bases 770 to 1852 code for a protein of 360 amino acids. Gene Ontology annotation, molecular function: GTP binding; structural constituent of cytoskeleton. Gene Ontology annotation, cellular component: microtubule; cytoplasm. The record is from RefSeq and is a predicted model, not a curated record. The transcript is spliced from 5 exons.